Messenger RNA from Blastomyces gilchristii SLH14081, 252 nucleotides. RefSeq lists its product as uncharacterized. The record is from RefSeq and is a predicted model, not a curated record. The transcript has a single exon. Bases 1 to 252 code for a protein of 83 amino acids. Lineage: Eukaryota; Fungi; Ascomycota; Eurotiomycetes; Onygenales; Ajellomycetaceae.
AUGAAGAGCUUCACUGAUGCAAUCAUCAUCAUCAAUAAGAAUAGAGAAAACCAGAUCUUAGGCCUGCAGCAGAAGAUUGAAUGUUUACACAGACAGGUGACUACACUGAACCUGGAGGUUCCAUCACAAUUGUUCAUGACCUCUUCAGAAGUGUACACACCAUUGAAGACUGCUGCGCAGGAUGAGAAUCUGAGCAUAAAAUAUAUCAAGCUGAGAGAUCUGCUGGAGUCAUCAAGCUUCAAUGACAACUGA